Molecule: messenger RNA, 6334 nt
Organism: Amphibalanus amphitrite
Lineage: Eukaryota; Metazoa; Arthropoda; Thecostraca; Balanomorpha; Balanidae
Product: tight junction protein ZO-1-like
Exons: 23
Coding region: 78-4721 (1547 amino acids)
Biological process (GO): protein localization to cell-cell junction; regulation of apoptotic process; cell-cell adhesion
Cellular component (GO): plasma membrane; bicellular tight junction
Molecular function (GO): cell adhesion molecule binding
Source: RefSeq, a predicted model, not a curated record
UCGCAGGGGCCGCCGCCGGGUGGUGAGUGUCGGAGUGGUACGCUGUGUGCCGGCUUUGUUUUGAACCAGUCGCGAAGAUGGCGGGCUUGCGUGGUGUGUGCAUGCUGUUGGAGAAGCACCGUGACGUGAUAUGUGAGGACCUCAAUGUGGACGAGGUGGUACCUGAGCUUGUGAAUAAGGGCAUUCUUGGUGUGGAGGAGGAAAAGGCUCUUGUAAACGAGGAUUUGGGGAGGGCUAAGGCGGAGCUACUAGUGAGCCAGCUUAGCAAGAAAGGCUUUGCGGCGUUUCAGGAGUUCUGCCACGUGCUGGAGAAGAGCCACCCUCACCUUCUGACGUGCUUUCUCAUGGAUGUAGCUGCGAUGAGUUCCAACACCCCGGCCACCGUCUCGUCUGGUGGCGAUUCGGAGAGCCUCAAGUCGCUGGACGUGGCUCUCCGUGAGCGGGACCGGAUGGUGCAGGAGAGGAACGAGCUGCGCGGCACGCUCACCAAGCGGAAAGUCAACAAAAGGGAGCUGAACAUGAACGACAGCCCGCUGCCGCCGGAGCCACCGGACGGGGACGGUGGGGGCGGUCCGCCCAGCUACCUGGAGCUGCUCUCCAGCUCGCGCCAGUCGCCCCAGCAGCAGGGCGCCGCCGGUGGCAGCAGCACGGCUGGCAGCGGCGGCGGCAGCGAGAUCUCUGAGGAGCGGCUCACCGAGGUGCUCGAGGAGCCCGUCACCGAGGAACUGGGCGGCGAGCGAGUCGUCUGGGAGUACCACCACGUCUCGCUGAACCGCGUGCCCGGCUAUGGGUUCGGCAUCGCCGUCAGCGGCGGACGCGACAACCCGCACUUCACCACCGGCGACCCCAGCAUCGCCAUCUCCGACGUGCUUAAAGGCGGACCGGCCGAGGGAAAACUGCACGUCAACGACCGCGUGCUGAGCGCCAACGGCGUCUCGCUGGAGCACGUCAACUACACCACAGCCGUGCAGGUGCUGAAGGACUCUGGCGCCGUGGUGCGACUCUACGUGAAGCGGCGUGUUGUGCUGCCCGCCCAGCCGGAGCCGCAGACGCUCAAAGUCAGCCUGGCCAAGGCCAAGAAAAAGGAUGAUUUCGGUAUCGUGCUCGGCUGCAAGAUCUACGUGAAGGAGAUCACCGGCCGCUCGGGGUCGGGGGCGGGGGCGGAGCUGCAGGAGGGGGACGUGAUCCUGCGGAUCAACCAGCAGACGGCCUCGGACGGGAUGUCGCUGAAGGAGGCCAGGAAGCUACUGGAGGCCGCCAGGGACCGGGUGCAGCUGGUAGUACAGCGGGAGCCGGGCUCGCCGCCGCCGAGGCCCGACGGGUACGACGCCAAAGAGAGUCCCUCGCACCACUCGCGUGACUCGUCGGACGGUCGCACCUCGUACGUGGGCCACCAGAACCUGUACGUGCAGCCGCCGACGCGCGGUGCCGACCCGCGCUCUCAGUCCAUGCCCCCGCCGCCCAGACUGCACCCCGACGAUAAGAACAACCUAAUCAGACAGAACGGCCGGUCGCGCGGCCCGCUGAUCGAGGCUUCAGCCGGCCAGCUGGAGCCCUCACUGAUGGGGCUGGGAGACGAGCCGCCACCGCCGCGGCCACCGCUGCCUAGGGACACCGUGGACCGGCCUAUGAUGAACGGUUCCAAUGGCAUGCACUCGCAGGCCAGCUCAGAUUACUAUGAGACCCGUCGGCAGUCGGGCUACAAUCAGCAAUCACCAAAGUCGAAACCCGGCGUGCCGGACCCGCGGUUCGUCAGUUUCCAGAAGGAGGGCUCGGUGGGAAUCCGGCUGACGGGUGGUAACGAGACGGGUAUUUUCGUGACGGCGGUACAGGCCGGCUCACCAGCGGCCAUCCAGGGACUACAGCCCGGAGACAAGAUCAUCAAGGUGAACGGUAUGGAGAUGAAGGGCGUCACCCGCGAGGAGGCCGUGCUGUUCCUGCUCAGUCUCCAGGACCAGAUCGACCUGAUCGUACAGUACCGCGCGGACGAGUACGAUCACAUCAUGGCCACGCAGAGAGGAGACUCGUUCUACAUUAGAACACAUUUCAACUACGAGCAGAGCAGCAAGAACGAGCUGAGUUUCCGGAAGGGCGACAUCUUCCACGUGGUGGACACGCUCAAUCUGGGGGUGGUCGGCGCCUGGCAGGUGUUCCGAAUCGGCCGUAAUAACGAGGAGACUCAGAAGGGCGUGAUUCCGAACCGGGCGCGGGCUGAGGAGCUGGCCAGCGCUCAGCUGAGCGCCGCGCGCCGAGAGCAGGGAAGCGCCGACACCACCAGUCGCAGUCGGUUCUUCACGCGCCGGCGGCGCCAGCGGCGCUCCAAGUCGCUCGGAAAGGACCACUGGGAGGACGUGGCGUUCUCGGAGGCCGUCUCACAGUUCCCGGCGUAUGAGAGGGUGGUUCUGCGCGGCUGUGGCUUCGUGCGGCCGGUGGUGCUGUUUGGUGCAGUGGCCGACAUCGCGCGAGACCUUCUGCUUAGGGAGAUGCCCGACAAGUUCGCUGCUCCACAGCUCGGCGACCAGCCGGUGGUACAGUACCAGGAUAACUACAUCAAGCUGGACAUGGGCUGCGACUCCAAGUCGUCAAAGAGUUCCGGUAUAAUUCGUCUGAGCGCGAUACGCGAGCUGGUGGAACGGGGUCGGCACGCACUACUGGACGUAACGCCCACGGCGGUGGACCGGCUGAACUUGGCGCAGCUCUACCCGGUGUGCAUCUUCCUGAGGGCCGAGAGCAAACAUAUCAUCAAGGAAGUGCGGGCAGCGCGACAAUCGGACAGGUCACAGAGCAAGUCCAACAAGAAGCUGUACGAGCAGUGUGUGAAACUGGAGAAGCUCUGGCCGCACGUGUUCACCGCCACCAUCACCUUGACUGACGCCGACGGGUGGUACCGCAAGGUCAAGGAGCUCAUCGACAAGCAGCAGGCGGCUCCCGUCUGGAUGGCGGAGGGCAAGGCCGGCGAGACGCUCUCGGACGACUUCCUGUUCCCGAUGACGUCUCGUCUAUCGUACGCCUCGUCUCCGGAGUCGGACGGCGAGGGCGGCGCCGAGACGUCGCCGGCCGUCUCCCCCAGUUCGGCCGACUCACGGCUGGCUCGCAGCUCCUCGGACCCAAGCCUGUCGGCGGAGGACGGGGCGGCGCCGCCGGCCGGGGCAGCAGCGCCGGCCGCCCAGCCGCCGCCGCCGCCCUACAGCCCCUACAAACAGGACGAGGGCGGCCGGACGGGCGGCGGGCGCGGCUCUCACGGUGCCGACUCGCGGUACGGGUUCUCCCGGUACGGGGCCGCAGAGGAGCAGCACCAGUCCCUGCCGCCCGUGUCUGUAGCGGACGCGCGCUCCCGACUGGCCACCAGCCCGCCCGGCUCGCCCGUCUCGCCCUACCAGACUCUACCGCACGACUUCAGAACGAACGGCGAGCGCGGCACGACCUCGCCGCCGCCGCCGACCGUGGAGCGUGUCGGAAAGCCUCUGUCUCCACCCGUGUCGGGAACGCGCAGCUACGGCCGGGCCGCCGGCGGUCACCUGCGCAGCUACCUGGAGAGGGGGGACGACAGCGGCCCGUACAUGGGCGCCGGCAAAAACUUCACACUCGACAGGGCGCACCGCACGAACACGUACGACAGCACGUCGUCCUACGACUCCUACAACCGGUUCAGUAACAUGCACGACGACCUGAAGGCGCGCGCGAUGCCGACCCGUGACAUGUCUGAGCCGCCGCUGUCGCCCGGCGGCCCGUCGUCACGGAGUCACGACCCGUAUCGGUACACUCGGAGCACGGCCCAGCCGCUGUCUCCUGCCGGCGACCGGGAGCCGCGCGGCCACAGCGUGCGACCCGAGUACCAGACUCUGCCCACCCCGGGCAAGGCGGCCUCGUCGGCCUACAAGCCGGUACCGCCGCCCAAACCGAAGCUGUACCGUCGCGGCGGCGGGCCGGGCGACUCUCCACUGCGGCAAUCGGCUGACCCGCGCGGCUCCAGAGACGAGUUCGCCGCCUACGCCGCCAACGGCGGGGACGACAGUGCCGGCUUCGACUCGGGCCACGGGUCCAGUCUGGACAGGAACUGCGAGCCUGCCGGCGGAGGGCGCGGGUACAUGUCCGGCGGACCGGGGUACUACCUGGGUACCUCUCCGGCCGCCGGCGUCCCCGACCCGGCCGGCCUCGACCUGGCUACGCGCGACCAGCGCGGCAGCGCGUUCGAACUGUACAAGAAGCCUCUGGAGGCGCGCUACAGUGCGCCGCUGACCGAUCACGGCGCCAGCCGGCGGGCCUCCUACAGCAGUGAGCCGGGCGGUCUGGCCGGGGGCCGGGCCCGCGCCUCCGCCCGGGGAGUGUUUGACCACACCGGAGGAGUGCUGGAGGACCUGGAGACUGGAGUGGCCGUGGUGGUACCGCCGGGGGCGAUCCGGCGCGGACGGACUCAGGAGAUCUACUUCAAUGUCUGCAAGGACGACUCGCUGCUGCCGCCGCUCGACCCCAGAAAAGGUGAGACGCUGCUCAGUCCUCUGGUGAUGUGCGGCCCGCAAGGCCUCCAAUUCGACGUACCCGUCGAGCUGCGUCUGCCGCACUGCACUGCCGUCGACCCACAGAGCUGGAGUUUCGCCCUGAAGUCACUGGAGAGCCCUCACCGGCGGCCCGACAGCUGGCAGAACGUGCGACUGACCGCCGAUGGGCGCAUCAGCCACGUGCGCGCUGAUUGUGUCUCGGUGCUGGUCGACCACUUCUGAGGGGACGGUGAUUUAGGGUCGGACGCUCAUUGAGUGAGAGUGAACGCUUACGCUAGAAGCCGCUGGGUAAGGCUGGAUCUGAAGUGAGAGGUGCGGCCGGGGCCGCCUACGUUGGCCAAAAGUGUGCUUGGUGGAGAGCCAGAGCGGCAACGAUUGGUGAGCAGCUGUGAUUUGUUGGGAGCCAGAGGAAGAUAUCAGACUAUAAAGUAGUGAUUCCGGACCACGAGCUUGGAACUGGCGAGCUAAGAAGUGAGAACUGUCUGGCCAGUACUGUCAUAUGGGCGGUAGCUGGACGGAUAGAAUGUCUGAGCUUCUGAGAUUCGCUUGUUCGCCGUGCUACGGUGCUGUCCCUAACUAUCUUCCUGUUCUAUCAGCUCUCUGUGCUGUUUGUCAACUCCUGCUGUUUCCCUGUAACCCUUCUAGCGGUACAGUUCCUCUGUCUGUCUCAAUGCUCUCCUAUUAGAUCAGCAAUGGCGCGGGAAUGCGGCUGGAAAGCUGGUACGCUCUAAGUGGCCAAAUGUUGGGUGGAACCCGAGAGGUUUUCGGAAUCGCCACGGAAUUCGCUACUGCUAAUGAUAAACAGCAUGCCUCGGAUCACAAGGACUGGAAUGAGAAGUAGUGCUUUCACGGCAGGACGGGACAGGCUAGGAAAGGCGCGGGUGACGUUUCGACAGGGUAUGUUUGAGCCAGCGGAGUCACGCCUCCUACCGUGUUCCUCGGUGGCCGGAAUGCUCAGAUCGCUGUGUCAGGCCGCGGUUGGCUAAGCUACGGUCGGUAGGCCGCCGGGCACGGGUCACAGGUGCUGUGUGCGGGGUCCUGCUCCGCUGCCGGCGCUCGGUGCUUGCUCGGAGUUCGUGGCGUGGCUGGCGCUGGUAUGAUGUCAGGGUCGACGUAAUAUCGAUAUGAUAUCUGAGAAAGGUCGGUCGGUGCUCAGGACAACGACGUGUUGGCUGUUCGACCACCGGAAUGAACCUUUCGAAUGGGUAUCCACUAUCCAAGGACCCUUCAGCAGCGCAGUGGUGACAUUUUCUCUCAUGUGGUGUACUGUACUCGAGUCUUCGUUUGUAGCUCAGUGGGGUUUUCACGUCGAACCAGUUAGCACUGCUCUGUAAUCACCACACUGCACCCUCCAAACACCGGGACAUAGACGGCAAAUGGAUCUAGCACACCCUGACACCAAGGCACUGCACCUCGGCACCACACCGCGGCACGCACGGGCGUCGGGUGGCGUCCCGAGCAGCUCCCGUCGCCGAAAAUCCCGCCUCUGUGGCGGGCCAUAACGAGUCUUCCGUACUGUGUAACUCUGCAAUAUCUGGAGCAUAUCUGACGCCGGUCGGCUCACGCUGUUUUGCUCAGUGGCCGCUGCAGGCCGGUGGCGCUGCGGUCGCCGGCCAGUUGUUGGUAGUCUGUUGAUCUGUUGAUGUGGUGAGGUUUGUAACUGUACAUAGACGCGUGGACGCACACGCGGAGGGCGAGCCGGUGAACUGGGUGAACCGGCGCCCCUCAGCAGCGGCAUGUCAAUGUGAUAAUCGUGCUGCCAUGUGUUAAUACUCGCGCCCGUGCAGGCCAAUCUUGUUUCGUGAUUAUUCAGUAUCGAAUACAUUAUGUAGUAA